CCACAUCAAUGAAGUAGAAGAAGAGACAACUUUCUAAAAUGAUUCGACGUUUUUUGUCCAAGAGGUUUUCAUAAACCCUAACCCCUAAAUCGCACACCCAAGAAGAAGAAGUAGAAAUGAUUUUGAAGUUUUUAUCCACAAGUCCUCGUUCAUUCUAACCCCUAAAUCACAUAUCGAAGAAGAAGAAGAAGAAAUCCUGUGAAAUGAUUUUGAAGUUUCAAUUCAGAGAUCUUCAUUAACCCUAACCCCUAAAUCACAGACCGAAGUAGAAGAAGAAGAAGAAGAACCCUAAAUCUCUGGAUUCAAUUGAUUGAUCGGAAAGAAGAAGAACCCUAAACAUCUGAAUUCGAUAGAUUGAUCGGAAAAUGAAAGUACCAACAGGGUUUAUAGCUAAGCUUUGGAGCUUCGUCUCCUUCCUUCCUUUCUUCCUCCUCCUUCUCUCUCUUGGCAUAAUUAAAGGUGUCAUAAUCGGACCAAUUGUGGUGGUGAUAAUGGUGGUCGGAAACUCGGCGGUGGCAAUUGGACUUUGGGUGGCACAUUUCUUCUGGACCUACUUCUGUGUCUUCAAGACUAAAAGGCUUGGAUGGGUGUUGAAAAUACUUUUAAUUCUGUUCUUGCCUCUGCCUCUUGUGCUAUGGCCGGUUGUCGCCAUCGCCGGCAGCCUUCUCGGCGGUGUAGGUUUUGGGUUUUUUGCUCCAUUGAUUGCAACGUUUGAAGUUAUCGGUACAAAUCACAGAGACAAGUGCUUCCAUUGCUUUGUUGAUGGUUGUCGUUCCACACUCGAAGGAAGUUGCACGGUGGUUCGAGAUUUUACCGAUUUUUGCUUCCACUCUUACUUCUCCUUCAUGGAUGAUCUCAGUGAAGAAAUGCCCGCCGGCCAGAAACCGAUUGACAUCAGAUUAUCCAAGUUGCCGAAGUGUUUAUUCGUCCUUCCGAUUGCCGUUGCCGUUGACGUGCCGCUGAUAACCGUCGUGGCUCUGUGGAAGAGCCCGUACAUGCUGAUCAUAGGAUGGAAGAGGCUAUUAGAAGACUUAAUCGGGAGAGAAGGGCCGUUUCUUGAAACCGUUUGCGUGCCUUUCGCUGGACUUGCGAUAGUUUUAUGGCCGUUGGCGGUGGUUGGAGCCAUGAUUGCUUCUUUCUUUUCCAGUUUUGGUCUUGCUCUGUAUAGUGCGAUGAUCGUCCACCAGGAAGAUUCGAUUAAAUUUGGGCUUGCGUACAUUAUGGCUGUAGUUUCAAUGUUUGAUGAAUAUACAAAUGACUUGCUCUAUUUAAGGGAGGGAUCGUGCUUUCCGAGACCAAGAUACCGUGAGAACAUGAAAACAUCUGAUCGGCUCGAGAGGAGUUUGACAGGUAACGAUAACAAGAACGAAAAGGAAAGCUCGAGAGGUUCUCGGCUGGUUUCACAACGUUCGAAGACUUUGAAACAAGCUCUCCAACAAUACACACCUGUGCAGGUGUGGGAUUGGCUGUUCAAAUCGUGCGAGGUGAACGGAAGAAUACUUCUGCGUGACGGUUUAAUAGACGUGAAAGACAUAGAGGAAUGCAUCGUGAAGGGAAGAUGUAAGAAGUUGGACAUCAAAUUACCGGCAUGGUCCAUAUUGCAGUGUCUUCUUGCUUCGGCAAAAUCCGAAUCUUCCGGUUUAGUUAUCUCGGAUGAGGUGGAAUUAACAAGGACGAACUUGCCAAGGGAUAAAGUUUUCGAGUGGUUUAUUGGGCCGCUCCUGAUCAUAAAGGACCAAAUCAAGGGGCUUCAACUGAACGUAGAUGAAGAGAUCUGCCUACGAAAGCUCGUGAUGAGGUACAAGAACGAGAAACCCGAAGACUGGGACGAUAGCGGUUUUCCAUCCAAUGAUCAUGUCAGACGAGCACAGCUACAAGCCAUCGUUCGAAGGUUGCAGGGCAUAGUAGGGUCGAUGUCUAGGAUGCCAACGUUCAGGCGGAAGUUCAAGAACUUGGUGAAGCUUUUGUAUCUUGAGGCACUUCAGGCGGGGAUUCUAGCGAGCCAAGAUGUGGCAGAUUCGAAAAGUGGGCAUAGAUGUCAGGGUUCGGUUAGUACAGUGGGCUCGACACCCAUGACCCAGGAUGAAAACCCGCGUAAUGCUCAAGUUUCUGAGGAUGUGGUAUGAUAAUCAUACCACAUCCUCUCGAAAACCUCCAAAAACCGAACACAUUGUACUUUUGUCUUUUGGUUUUUGUUUGGAGGUUUCUAAAUCAUGAUGGUGGACCGUUGAGGUUUGACAUAUGUGCGAGAGACAUGAUAGUAAACCGUCGUAGACGAGAUGUCGUUUCGAUUCAGUGAUCGUGAGGCUCUGUUGAUUCGUUUUGUGCAGUGAAGUCCGAAAGUUGGAACUAUUGGUGACGAAGUGUUCCAGGGGUUGGACUCGGGUGCACGGGAGAGCUUAAAUGUAUGGGCUAUGUGGCUCAUACAACCAGGGUUCGAACUCGGGUGCACGGGAAAUCAAUUUCUUUUCUGGGACAAAAAUUGCAAUAUUGUUAUUGUCAAAGUUAUUAGUUUUGUAUAUAGGGAUGAAAAGCAGUCUGAUGUGUUGUAUAUUAUUACUUGGAUGUGAUUUCAGAUAUUUUGAAUGUUAUGAUUCUUUUGAAAUAAAAUAUCUCUAACAUAAUUUAAA
This is a messenger RNA of Cynara cardunculus var. scolymus (artichoke), 2630 nucleotides long. RefSeq lists its product as uncharacterized. Gene Ontology annotation, biological process: vegetative to reproductive phase transition of meristem. Bases 366 to 2126 code for a protein of 586 amino acids. The record is from RefSeq and is a predicted model, not a curated record. The transcript has 10 exons. Lineage: Eukaryota; Viridiplantae; Streptophyta; Magnoliopsida; Asterales; Asteraceae.